Messenger RNA from Manis pentadactyla (Chinese pangolin), 1392 nucleotides. RefSeq names its product BarH like homeobox 2 (gene BARHL2). Gene Ontology annotation, cellular component: nucleus. The record is from RefSeq and is a predicted model, not a curated record. The coding region runs from base 143 to 1297 and encodes 384 amino acids. Gene Ontology annotation, molecular function: DNA-binding transcription factor activity, RNA polymerase II-specific; RNA polymerase II transcription regulatory region sequence-specific DNA binding. Gene Ontology annotation, biological process: regulation of transcription by RNA polymerase II. Lineage: Eukaryota; Metazoa; Chordata; Mammalia; Pholidota; Manidae. The transcript has 4 exons.
CCUUCCUCUGCUCUCAGUGUCCUCGGAUUAUUCAAGCGCAUGUUUGGGGAUGCUGCGAGGGCGACCGAGAUGGAGUCUAAAGCUUCCUUUGCUUGGUCGGGGCGGCUGCUGAGCGGCGGAGUGGCGUGGACCUCAUGUAGAAAUGACAACAAUGGAAGGGGCCAGCGGGUCGAGUUUUGGAAUAGACACGAUUUUGUCCAGUGCCAGUUCGGGCAGUCCCGGCAUGAUGAAUGGAGAUUUCCGCCCGCUCGGCGAGGCCAGGACCGCGGAUUUUAGGAGUCAGGCCACUCCGUCCCCCUGUUCGGAGAUUGAUACCGUAGGAACGGCGCCUUCUUCUCCCAUCUCGGUCACCAUGGAGCCCCCGGAGCCGCAUCUGGUAGUAGAAGGGCCCCAGCAUCACCACCAUCUCCACCACAGCCAACAGCCCCCGCCGGCGGCUGCGGCCCCCACGCAAAGUUUGCAGCCUUCUCCGCAACAGCAGCCGCCGCCGCCGCCGCCGCCGCCUGCCCAGCAGCUGGGCUCGGCCGCCUCAGCCCCCAGGACUUCCACCUCUUCUUUUUUAAUUAAGGACAUCUUGGGCGACAGCAAACCUCUGGCGGCGUGUGCACCCUACAGCACCAGCGUCUCCUCUCCCCACCACACCCCGAAGCAGGAGAGCAACGCAGCACACGAGAGCUUCAGGCCAAAGUUCGAGCAGGAGGACAGCAAGACCAAACUCGACAAGAGGGAAGAUUCCCAGAGCGACAUCAAAUGCCACGGAACAAAGGAGGAAGGAGACCGGGAGAUUACAAGCAGCCGAGAGAGUCCCCCUGUGAGAGCCAAAAAGCCUCGGAAAGCCAGGACAGCUUUCUCCGACCACCAACUCAAUCAACUGGAGAGGAGCUUUGAGAGGCAGAAGUACUUGAGUGUGCAGGACCGCAUGGACCUGGCAGCUGCGCUCAACCUCACAGACACCCAGGUUAAGACCUGGUACCAGAACCGCAGGACCAAGUGGAAGCGGCAGACGGCGGUGGGCCUGGAGCUGUUAGCCGAGGCGGGGAACUACUCGGCACUGCAGAGGAUGUUUCCCUCGCCGUAUUUCUACCACCCGAGCCUACUGGGCAGCAUGGACAGCACAACCGCCGCAGCGGCCGCCGCCGCCAUGUACAGCAGCAUGUACCGGACUCCUCCCGCUCCGCAUCCCCAGCUGCAGCGGCCGCUGGUGCCCCGCGUGCUCAUCCAUGGCCUGGGGCCUGGGGGACAGCCGACCCUCAAUCCCUUGUCCAACCCCAUCCCAGGCACUCCGCAUCCCCGGUGAAGAACGCGCGAAGGAGCUGCAGCCCCUUCUCGGCCCCGCCCCGCCCCACAGCUGCCCGUCCUCUCCCUGCGCCAGGUCUUCGUGCCUCUCCAGCC